Messenger RNA from Electrophorus electricus (electric eel), 2259 nucleotides. The record is from RefSeq and is a predicted model, not a curated record. Lineage: Eukaryota; Metazoa; Chordata; Actinopteri; Gymnotiformes; Gymnotidae.
CGAGCGACCCGCAGUGCAGUAGCUACACCGAACAACGCCUAGCGAUAAGGGCAGCAACAGGGUUUGUAAUAACUCGCCGCCGAAGUCAGGAUGUUUCUUGCGCUUCUUUUUGUUUCCACGGCUGUGGCAACCCCACUGCUGGGCACAGAGCAAUGUGCCCGUGGCCCCCCCUACUGGUGCCAAAAUGUCAAGACAGCCUCCCUUUGUGGAGCAGUGCCCCACUGCCAACAGAAUGUGUGGAGCCAGCCUCAGAUGAAAUCUGUGCCAUGUGAUUUAUGCAGAGAGGUGGUGAUUGUGGUGGACCAGCUACUCAAGGAAAACUCCACAGAAUCUGAGCUUCUGGGCUACAUGGAGAAAACCUGCCAGCUGAUUCCAGAUGAGGACCUGGCUACAGAGUGCAAGGAGAUGGUGGACAAUUACUACCCCAUCCUCAUGGGCAUCAUUAAAGGAGAGCUGGAGGACCCAAGCGUGGUGUGUGGUGCCCUCGGCCUGUGCGUGACUCAGCAGGAGGGCCUCGCCAAAGCUCAGCUCGUGUCUAAUGAGAUUCCCCAGGUAGACCUGUCCCAGCGCAUCAGCCCCAUGUUGCUCAACAUCCCUCAGCUCCUCUUUCCUGAGGAGGCAGCCAAUAAAGAGGAGACAGAUGCCCUUGAAGAGGCAACUGGAGACGUGUGUGCAUCCUGCGUGCAGUUUAUCACUGACUUUCAGAACGAAGCCAAAGGCAACGCCACCUUUGUCAAUUCUUUGAUCACGGAGCUGGAGAGCCAGUGUGAACUGUUGGGGCCUGGCUUGUGCGACAUGUGCAAGCAGUACGUGAGCCAGUAUGGUUCUCUUGUAAUUCAGCAGCUCAUGUCUAUGGAGGAGCAACCGAAAGACAUCUGCACCCGCAUUGGUGUCUGUUCCUCCAGCCCCAUGCCCAUGUACACGCUGGUGGCAGCCAAAUCCAUCCCCCUGGUGAAAACUGUCCCUGCGACUAAAGUGGUUGAGGCCACCUCUCUCAAGUCUGCAAAGAAGAUGGUGCGUGCACGUGAACCCCCUCAGUGUGCCAUCUGUGAGUUUGUGAUGAGGGAGCUGGAGAAUAUGAUCCAGGAUCAUACCACUGAGGAGGAAGUGGUGCAGGCUGUGGAGAAAGUGUGCAACAUCCUGCCAUCUACACUUACUGCCCAGUGCAAGGACCUGAUUGAGACCUACGGCCAGGCGAUCAUCGAGCUGAUCAUGCAGGCUGCCGACCCCAAGUCUGUUUGCGUCGUGCUGGGGCUCUGCAAUGGGGCAGGCCGCACCCUUAUCCCUGUGAUGGAGAAGGCAGAGUUCGAGGCUGGCGGCUUCUGUGACGUGUGCAAGAUGGCUGUGCGCUAUGUGGACAGGCUCCUGGAGAAGAAUGCCACCCAGGCUGAAAUUGAGGAGGCUGUGAAGAAAGUCUGUAACUUCCUGCCGGAUGAGUACAAGACUCAGUGUGACCAGCUGGUUGAGCAGUAUGAGCCUAUGCUGGUGGAGCUGUUGCUCCAGACCCUGGACCCUGACUUUGUCUGCAUGAAGCUGGGCGCGUGUCCCGAGGUAGUGCAGAAGCUUCUGGGCCUUGAGCAGUGCAGCUGGGGACCCUCUUUCUGGUGCAAGAACUUGGAAACGGCCUCCCUCUGCAACGCGGUGGAUCACUGCAAGCGCCAUGUUUGGAGUUAGAGGUGCUGUGUGCCCAAACUGACCUGAGGAGCUAAAGGAGAAUUUCUGUAGUGCUGCUUUCCCCUGUUUUAAAACAAAAUGUCCUCCUGUGGGAGGGGUUCUUAAACUAAAUAAUGGAUUAAAGUGCAACAAUUUAAUUUAGUUUUGGGGAAGAGGAGGGCUACUGCUUGGGAGUUUUAUAUUCAGGAGGUGGGGUCUGAAGAAUGAGAGGGGUUUUACUGACAAGAGGAGUAGAAGUGGUUUAUUCACCAAGUUUCAACUGCUGAUUUGCUCUAAAGUCUGUGAAUGUUUGCUGUUUUCCGCCAAGACAGUUUCUUUUAUUUGCACACAAUGUUUGUAAUGGGGGUGGGGGGUGGGGGUGAAGAAUUGGUGACUUGAGUGAGGGGGUCAGGACAUUUAUUGGGCUUUUAAUGUAAAACCCCUCCCUCUGCACUCUAACUGCAACUACUCCUUAUGCCGGAACCAAUUUAGGAGCUUUUGUUUGUCUGGUUUCAGUGACAUUUCAAUGUUGAUUCUCAAUAUUUUGAAAUGAUUUUGCAUUGAGGGCAGGAAAAAUCUCAAAUAGCUGUCCUGUUAACCCAGACC